Molecule: messenger RNA, 675 nt
Organism: Clupea harengus (Atlantic herring)
Lineage: Eukaryota; Metazoa; Chordata; Actinopteri; Clupeiformes; Clupeidae
Product: GTPase IMAP family member 4-like
Exons: 1
Source: RefSeq, a predicted model, not a curated record
UGAUGUUCAGUGUCUUUAGCAGUGUCAUGAUGUCUGUUUCCAGGUGGUGCUCCACAUAUCUCAGACAUGAGGAUUGUACUGCUGGGAAGCAGAUGGGAGGGGAAGAGUUCAUCAGGAAACACCAUCCUGGGAAGAGAGGAGUUUGAUACCUCAGGAAGAACAACUGUGUGUGUGAAGAGAGAGGGAGAAACAGCAGGGAGACACAUCACUGUAGUGGACACACCCGGAUGGGUUAGCGGUCUCUUUGUAGUGAACACUCCUGAACAUGAUAAUCAAGAGAUUGUCCUCAGUGUGUCUCUGUGUCCUCCAGGACCCCAUGCUGUACUGCUGGUCAUUGAUGUGACUGCUUCAUUCACAGAGACACACAGAAUAGCAGUGCAGGAACAUGUGGAGCUUCUGGGUGAGAGAGUCUGGGGUCACACUAUAGUGCUGUUCACCAAUGGGUACUGGCUGGGAAACACAACCAUUGAGCAGCAUAUCGAGAGAAAAGGAAAAGAUCUGCAGUGGGUUGUAGAGAAAUGUGGGAACAGGUAUCAUGUUGUAGAUAAUAAGAAGGGCGAUGGUGGCCAGGUGACAGAGCUGCUGCAGAAGAUUGUAGAGAUGGUGGCAGGAAACAGAGGCCAUCACUUUGACUUUGAUGCAAAGAUUAUGAAAGAACUGAUGAUGAGGAAGAAG